Cercospora beticola is the source of this 1444-nucleotide messenger RNA. RefSeq lists its product as uncharacterized. Gene Ontology annotation, cellular component: cytoplasm. Gene Ontology annotation, biological process: fatty acid beta-oxidation using acyl-CoA dehydrogenase. The record is from RefSeq and is a predicted model, not a curated record. NCBI's taxonomy places the organism in Eukaryota, Fungi, Ascomycota, Dothideomycetes, Mycosphaerellales, Mycosphaerellaceae. Gene Ontology annotation, molecular function: flavin adenine dinucleotide binding; acyl-CoA dehydrogenase activity.
GAGGUAAUGUAGACCUAAUCACUAUCUUCUCAGAAGCACCUGCAUCACAAUGUCAACCAAUACAACUCUGGAGCACCCAGCUCUGGCACGAAUCCCCGCAUGGGUACAAGAGAAGCUCUCCCCCAAAGCCGUAGACAUCAUCCAGCGCGUUCACGACUGGGUUGAGAAUGAGUGUAUACCCGCCGAGCCCAUUGUCAAGGCUCAGCUCAAGCAGUAUGGCAAUUGGAAAACUCCACCGCUUAUCACAGAGCUGCGUGCUCGCGCCAAAGAGGCAGGACUGUUUAACUUGUUCUUGCCAAAGAGCUUCGGCAAGUAUUCGCCAGGCCUCACGAAUUUAGAAUACUCUUGUGCUGCAGAGAUCAUGGGCAGGUGCUACUGGGCAGCUCAAACACUGAACUGCCAUGCUCCAGACACCGGCAACAUGGAGCUGCUUGCAAAAUACUGCAACGAAGAGCAGAAGAAGAAAUGGCUAGAACCUUUGCUCAAUGGCGAGACCUUUUCUGCAUAUUCAAUGACAGAGCCUGACGUCGCCUCGUCCGAUGCCACACAAAUUUCCUGCCGGAUAGAACGGGACCCCAAAGAUCCGAAAUGGCUAAUCAUCAACGGAAGGAAGCUAUAUGGCAAUUGCAAGUGGAAUGAAGAGCUUGGCUUUUAUAUCCUCAUGGGCUGCAGCGACCCAAACAAUUCCGAUGCUUGGAAGCGACACACUAUGGUGAUCGUGCCCAAAGACACGCCUGGCUUCAGCAUGAUCCGCAAUCUUACCAUUAUGGGCUACGACCACGCACCCGAAGGCCAUGGAGAGUACCUGUACGAGAAUGCGCGUGUGCCCGCAGAGAACAUCAUCCUAGGCGAAGGGCGUGCCUUCGAGAUAGCACAAGGCCGCCUCGGCCCUGGGCGCAUGCACCACUGCAUGCGUCUCAUCGGACAAACAGAACGUGCUUACGAGCUUGCACUUCUACGCUGCAUAGAUCCCCAGAAGAAGCCCCGUGGUCGCUUCAUUGGUGACUAUGACAGCAACAUCGAGCGUCUUGCCUCGAUGCGCAUGCAGCUUGAUUCUAUGCGACUGAUCGUAAUGAACGCUGCCCACACAAUGGAUGUCAAAGGCAACAAGGCUGGUCGUUACGCCAUUGCACAGUCCAAGAUCAUGGUGCCAGAAACGGCAGCCAAGAUCAUUGAUGAUUGCAUGCAGCUGUACGGCGGGCAGGGCCUCACGCAACAUACCCCGCUGCCCGAGAUGUGGACAUAUGCGCGCUUCGUCCGAGUUGCCGAUGGACCAGAUGCAGCACAUCGCCAUCAAGUGGGUCGAGAUCAACUCAAGACUGCACCAGAAUUCAAGAAGAGGCAUGAAGGAUAUGCAAAGAGGUAUACAGAGCUUUGCGACAAGUGGAAGGUCGAGGAAGAGACAUUUGGGGCGCCCAAGAAGAGGCGCGACUCUGCGAUGUGA